Messenger RNA from Laccaria bicolor S238N-H82, 2919 nucleotides. RefSeq lists its product as uncharacterized. Gene Ontology annotation, biological process: GPI anchor biosynthetic process. The transcript has 3 exons. Lineage: Eukaryota; Fungi; Basidiomycota; Agaricomycetes; Agaricales; Hydnangiaceae. The record is from RefSeq and is a predicted model, not a curated record. Gene Ontology annotation, cellular component: endoplasmic reticulum membrane. The annotation marks the transcript as partial. Gene Ontology annotation, molecular function: mannose-ethanolamine phosphotransferase activity.
AUUCUUUUGUGGAUUUGCCUCGUAAAUCUCGCCGGGAUUUAUCUUUUUACAAGAGGGUUUCUCUUGACUCGUUUAUCGUUAUCGGAAACUUCCAAUUGUUCAAAUGAGCCUUGCACCUUGCCUGCUUCACACCGACGGGCCGUUUUUCUCAUUAUCGACGCCCUCCGGUUCGACUUUGUGGCUCCGAACGCUCCCUCUCCCCCUUCUCCAUUUCACCACAACGUAUUGACGCUGCCGCAAGAGCUCACAGCGCUCCACCCGGAAAGGUCUUUUAUUUUUAACGCCUAUGCGGAUCCGCCAACCACGACAUUACAACGAAUCAAGGGCCUUACUACAGGCUCUCUCCCAACUUUCGUGGAUAUUGGGAAUAAUUUUGGGGGUUCCUCUAUAAUGGAGGAUUCGAUACUGAGGCAACUCCAAACAUCAGGAAAAAAAGUGGCAUUCAUGGGGGAUGACACGUGGAUGUCGGUCUUUCCUGACACCUUCGAACAGAAUAUGACGUUCCCAUUUGAUUCCUUCAAUGUUGAAGAUCUGCACAGUGUCGACGAAGGUGUCAUUAAACACCUCUUCCCGCUUCUAGAGGACAAAUCGAAGCCUUUUGACUUUUUAAUUGGUCACUUCCUUGGCGUUGAUCAUGUCGGUCAUCGUGUCGGUCCUGACCAUCCAAGUAUGAAAGCAAAGCUGCGACAGAUGAACCAUGUUCUGGAGAGUGUCGUUUCCCUCUUGGAGGAUGACACACUCCUAGUUGUUCUUGGUGAUCACGGAAUGGAUCGUUCUGGCGACCAUGGAGGUGAUGGUACAUUGGAAACAUCUUCGGCACUUUGGGUAUUCAGUAAGGGACCUGCUCUCACUGUAACGUCAUCGCCACUUCCAUCUGGUCUUCUACAGUACAAGACGUUUCCAGCAAUGUCAGCUCCCCAUCGAUCUGUUCAACAGAUUGAUAUCCUUCCGACACUCUCUCUUAUCCUUGGGCUUCCCAUCCCUUAUAAUAAUUUGGGGACCGUUAUUCCGGAAAUUUUCUGGCGCGAUGAGGGAAAAAUGCUCGAGCAGGCCCUUGAGCUCAACUCAAGGCAAAUCAAAAGAUAUCUCGACACCUACCGCUCCAAUGACGCUUGGCUCAGUCUGGAAUCGUCCUGGAGUUCUACACAAGCGAAAACUCUACGUGAUGCGGCGAAACUUAUCACAUUGACGAACUAUAACAGGGUAGCUCUUGGAGCAUGUCGGGCGAUAUGGGCUCAAUUCAACCCCGUUCUCAUGAGCUUGGGUUUAGUGCUCAUCGGUAUGGGCAUAUGUGCAGCAUGGUCUGUUUACUCAGGUCUAUCUGCCUCGAAACAUGGAUGGGAUGAUUGGUUAGCUGCCCAGUUACCACUCUUACUUCGUGGUGCGGCUGGAGGUGCUGCAGUUGGGAUUGCCGUCUCUCUUGCCUUUUCCUCGUACUUCCCGGGCUUUGGCGCUUUCGAUUUCGCCCUGUUCACAACGUCCCUAAUAUCCUGCAUGGUCUUGAUUGUAUCAUCCCCGCCGACGAUAACAUGGGAAACUCUAAAGGCGACCCCAGUAAUCCUCAUCUUACACACUGUAGCGUACUUCUCCAACUCGUUCACGUUCUGGGAGGACAGGAUCGUCCAUGUCCUCAUCGUCUCAUCCACUGUGCCUAAAGCCAUUACCGGCUUUACGGCCCCAACCUCUCGCCUCCGGCACCGCAUUCUCGGCUUCUCUCUUCUGUUAGCUGUCUGUGUCCGCCUCAUAGCAAUCAGCACCAUCUGCAGAGAGGAGCAACAACCCUAUUGUCACGUUACGUUUUUCGCCUCUUCGUCCAUCCCAUCGCCUCCUUUAACCGCGUUGUAUCUAAUCAUCCCGGCAAGCUUGGCUCUACCAUGGAUGAUUUGGCGUUUCCUACGCAUCACACGCUCUGAAAUGGGCCUGGCGAAGAUGUAUCUGCCCCUCAUAUUGAUGCCAUCUCUCCUGGCUGGCUCGGCAUACUGGAUCCUGGAAUGGGCAGAUUCUGCUGACAUUCUGGGAAGCAAUUGGACAACCCUGUUACGAGUCGGAAGAACAUGGAUAGCAAGGUUCACUUUUGGCUGGAUCUUAAUCGUCGGUGGCGGCUUUUGGUGGCUUGUUCCCGUGUGCCUGAAUGUUGAAGUUCAGGAGCCCACUCAAGGAGAGAAACGUCAGAUUAAAAUCAUGGGAUUUGCCAAUGCAUUCGGGGCGCCUUAUCUCUUGUUUUGGACAGUCUCUCUCGUUAUCGUUUAUAUCACCACCCAAAUUACAGGCCAACUCGUUUUGGUUCUUGCAGUGGUGGCGGUGCUAGCAUAUCUAGAGGUGCUAGAUAGUGUUCGCGAUGUUCAGAUCAUCGCGGCCGCCUUCGAAGCUUCAGUUCCCUCCACGAUUCUGGAUCCUACGGCUUCCGUUGGCCAAUCGCCCCCAAUCAAGUUCACAGAUAUUAUCCCACUUGCCCUUCUUGGCCUCCAUGUGUUCUAUGGAACAGGUCAUCAAGCAAUUAUCUCCUCAAUCCAAUGGAAGUCCGCUUUCCUUCUGACAUCAACUGUCACAUAUCCGUUCUCUCCCCUAACUGUCGUAGCCAACUCCUUUGGCCCCCUAUUUCUUAUGGCCUUGGCCGCUCCGCUGCUGGCUCUCUGGAAUCGCGCUCCACUAGCAGAGGGUGGGUCUGAAGAAAAACCGGAUGUUCAAGUGAAGGGUGAAAGCACACUCGCAGCUUUGGGCAUGAUGAUCUACUAUACGACACUAAUGCUUGGGACUGCUGUCAGCGCCGCGAUAUUGAGACGGCACUUGAUGGUGUGGAAAGUAUUCGCUCCACGAUUUAUGGCUGGCGUCCUAUCGGUUUUGGCUGUUGAUCUAGCCGUUCUCGUUGGGAUCGGCAUCGGGGUGGAAAGGGUCACAAGCAAAGUUGCACGGAUGUUU